Messenger RNA from Thalassophryne amazonica, 1678 nucleotides. It is a transcript of the gene lratd1, whose product is annotated as LRAT domain containing 1. Lineage: Eukaryota; Metazoa; Chordata; Actinopteri; Batrachoidiformes; Batrachoididae. The record is from RefSeq and is a predicted model, not a curated record. The transcript is spliced from 2 exons. Bases 234 to 1016 code for a protein of 260 amino acids.
CGCUGAAGGCGGAGCGCGCAGAUCGAGGCGGAGCUCUCCGUGGUACUUAAAGGAUGCUGGCGCUGAAGGCGCCGAAGAAACACGAGUGUUGGAGACUCCCGUGCGCGAGAAGAAAGAGUAGCAGAGGUGGGGGCGGACCGCCCGGAGCACUGAUGGACCCCAUGGAUAUUUAGCCAUUCGCCCGGGGAGCGCACAGACACUGCAGUCCAUGCCUCUGCCUUGCCAGGUCAUUGAUGGGAAAUCAACUGGAUCGGAUCACCCACCUCAACUACAGCGAGCUGCCCACGGGGGAUCCGUCCGGGCUGGAGAAGGACGAGCUACGCGUCGGGGUCGCCUACUUCUUCUCUGACGAAGAGGAGGAGGUGGACGACCGCACUCCGUCCGACUGCGGCUUCACCAAGGACCACAGCACGGCCGAGGAGGGGCCCUUCUCGGUCAGCGAGGUGGAGUACUCCGCGUUCUGCGCGCAGGAAUGCAUCUUCUCCAAGCUGCAGGAAAACGAGGACCUGAACGCAUACACGGCCAAAACUUUGCUGACUAUGUGCAAACAGGGCGACCUGCUGGAGCUGGUCGGCACCGCGCAGCCCCCCCACUGGGCCAUCUACGAGCAGGCCGACCAGGUGAUCCACCUGCACAAGGGCGAGAUCCGCAAGGACAGCCUGUUUGAGAUCAGCGGCGGUCGACACGGGAGGAUAGUGAACAAUCGGUACCGGUACCGGCCGCUCCCGCCCGACCUGGUGAUGCAGAAUGCGGUGGGACAUUUGGGCCUGAGCAGCGAGGACAUAUGCUGGACCAACUCGGAAAGUUUCGCCGCGUGGUGCCGCUUUGGCAAACGGGAAUUCAAAGCCGGGGGAGAGGCGCACUCGGCGGAGCAGCAGUAUUUCCUCAAGGUGCACGUGUCCGGCAGUGGCGUGCACACGCUGGUCUUUCGUAGCCUGGAGGACAUGAUCCGCGAGAGGAGGCGAGUGGACGCCAGUGGAAUUCUCAAAGAGCUGGUGAACGGGAGCGAGGACUGAUCAGGAAUUCCGCGUGGAUACCCCUCUUCGUGACGCACACGUACACAACGCAGACAAGCACACGCAUAAAGGACCUGUUUGAUUUUUUUUUUUUUUUUUUUUUUGGAACCACCCCACCCCCCGCGCGCGCGUCACGAGAAGGACCUGGCGCGCGCACGGCCAUACAAAUCAAGACAACGCCCCUUCAGAUUUGUGCAAAACCCAUCACCCUGGCAACGCCACAUCCUUGACCACGCCCACAUAGCGCACAUGGUUCUCCUUGGUUCCGGGAUGAUGGAUGUAGGGGAAGAUGGGGAUGACUCUGGGGUAAAAGUCUCCCUUCUAUUUGUUUUUUUUUUUUGUUUGUUUUUAAAAAAAGCUUUAAGACCGACUGGGACUGACCACGACACGAAUCCAGACGUGAACCGGCAGAUUUAACGGCAGUCAACGCAGUUGCCUAAACAAAAACAAACAAACAAACACAAACAUUUGGCUCCUUGAGGCUCCUCUUUUUGCCAUAUCGAGAAUAUUCCCAAUGCUGUCAUCCUGCUCCCACGGCACCGGAUGUGUGUGUAAAUUGUAUUCAUAUGUCGAUUUGAGUCCCUUAUUUUUGUAUUUAAGUUGAGUGGAUUUAACCCUCAUCUCGCCUUUAGUUCAAAUAAAUGGAGGUUGAAGUAUAAAAA